AGAUGCGGGCGGCGCACAGCAGGAUGGAAGCGAGGAGGUGCGGGAGGAAAAAACCCUUGGGGAAAAAAAGGGCGUGUUGCCCUUCGACUGUUCACUUGGGAAAAGGGGGAGGCGUAUUGCUACCUGGAGUAGGGAAGGAGGCAAGCUGGCAGCCCCGCCUCUCGCCUGCGCCCUCCCCCACCCCUUUCUCUCCUCCCCUAGGCUGCCGGGUCCCGUUCUGCUGAGAAGCUGCAGUGACAUGGGAAGAGCCGGCCUCGGCGGUGGGAGGUAGCGAGGCGCUAAGCCCUACGAUCGGCGCCGGGGAAGGGGAAGGAGGAGGGAGGCCGAUCGGCUGGCUGGCUGGCUGGCUGCGGAGGGGGUAGCCGCAGUGGAGAAGGGAGCAUCGGCGAGGUUUGGAAGAUGAUGGGCAGCACCUGUGCUUUUCUCAUGGUUAGUUGAUUAGAGUUUGGAAGAGUAUGACGGGAGUGGCUAUUCCAUUGUUGGAUGUUUCGAGCUGCUCCUUGAGAGCCAAGAAAUUACUUCCCUCAGAGGCUACAGUACAAUGCAUGUUAUGAAUUGUGUCUUCUUGGCCAGUGAAAAAGAAAAUGGGGAUCUCUCUGCUGCAGCUGGAUUAAUGAUUGGGCAAACAUCUCCACCCUCACCUCCACCACCCCCACCACCACCCCCUCCACCCUUGCCAUGUCCAGACAAUGGGUGUCCUCUUGUUCCUCCCCCUCCACCUUUGCCAGGGGGUCCUCCUAUACCUCCACCCCCUCCAGGACUACCUCCUUCUUAUAUGAAUGGACAUGGCCACCUUAGUAAGACAAAGAAAAUGAGGAGUUUUUUUUGGAAAACAAUUCCAGAAGAGCAAGUUCGAGGCAAGAACAACAUCUGGACAAUUGCUGCCAGACAGCCGCAGAAAUAUCAGAUUGAUACAAAGACCAUUGAAGAGCUUUUUGGGCAGCAAGAAGAGACCAAAUCAUUGGUUUCUAGGAGAGGUGGACCAUUAAAUGCUUCCUUCAAAGAUACAAAAGAAGAGAUCUCAGUCUUGGAUGCAAAACGGUGCAUGAACAUUGGAAUAUUUCUCAAGCAGUUCAAAAAGUCUCCCCAGUCCAUAGUAGAAGAUAUCCACCAAGGAAAUGGUGAACAUUACGGAUCAGAAACUUUGCGAGAAUUUCUUAAGCUUUUGCCGGAGUCAGAAGAGGUAAAGAAAUUAAAAACAUUUAGUGGAGAUGCAGCCAAGCUGUCUCUGGCAGAUUCCUUUAUAUACUUCCUAAUACAGGUGCCAAACUAUUCACUUCGGAUUGAAGCCAUGGUGCUAAAGAAGGAAUUUUUACCUUCAUGUUCUUCUCUCUGGGAUGACAUGACCAGUUUAAGGAUGGCUACAAAAGAGCUCAUGUCCUGUGAAGAGUUACAUUCUGUAUUGCACUUGGUCCUCCAGGCUGGAAAUAUUAUGAAUGCGGGACGUUAUGCUGGCAAUGCAGUGGGUUUCAAGUUGUCAUCAUUGCUCAAAUUAGCAGACACGAAAGCAAACAAACCAGGGAUGAAUCUGCUCCAUUUUGUAGCUCUGGAAGCCCAAAAGAAAGAUGUUAUUCUUCUGAAUUUUUCUGAAAAAUUACGCCAUGUUCAGCAUGCUGCCAGAUUAUCUCUUGAUAACACAGAGUCAGAGCUUCAUUCACUGUCUGCGAGGACAAGAUCUCUAAAGGAAAAUAUCCAGCGGGAUCCUGAGCUUUGUCAACAGAUGAAAGCCUUUAUUAAGUUUGCUCUACAAAAAUUGGAAGAAUUAGAGAAUUGGAGAAAAGACCUUCAGAAAGAGGCCCACGCCCUCAUAGAUUUUUUCUGUGAAGACAAAGAAACGAUGAAGUUGGACGAAUGUCUUCAGAUCUUUAGAGACUUUUGUAUCAAAUUCGACAAAGCUGUUAAGGAUAACAGGGACCGGGAAAUGCAAGAACUCCGUCAACAACAGAAAUUGAAGGGGCUGGAAGAGAAAAGACGUUCCUGGGCUGCUGGUGAGAUCGGGAGCUUUGGAAGGAGCAGCAGUGAGAAUGAUGUGGAGCUGUUGACAAAGAAGAGCCCAGAAGAGGUGUUCCCCUUCCUUCAUCAGAGGCCCUUUAGUCAUUCCCACCGACCCCCCAACUCCCGCCGCUCCCGGCUCUCCCUGGGCACCUCGGCAGAUCGAGAGCUGCUCAGCUUCCUGGAGACCGCCACAGGGGAGGACCUAAAUAAAUUCAACAGCCUUCCUAGGACCAGCACAAGGCAGUCCAAGCCUUUGGUGGCCUGGAUGGAACCCACGGGGUCUAAGGAUGUGAACUCCAACGAUCUAAGUUUCCAUCCGGCCCCGGCAUCUGAAGAUGGCCAUAAAACCCCUCUGAUUCAGCCUGGGCAGCUUCCUCCCGAUCCAUGCCUAGAGAACUCCAACGCCGUCCUGUGUCGUACUCGGAACCGUGGCAAUAAUAACAACUUACAGAGAGACCCGGGGCCCGUUGGGCCCCCCUUGCCCACCUUGACCAUGGGCGUUGAGGAACGAGAACUGGUUCAUGACUUGAUCCAGUUUGACGCCCAGGAGUCAAGAAACCAAGAGGCACGUCCCAGAUUUAUCUUGGAGGACUCUAGCCCAAUGGAGUCGGAAUCCCUGGAAGAUGCGAGUUUGCCGUCCCUUACUGCUGCUGCUGACAUCCCGGUACCCGCUGGCCAAGACUCUAGGGAAGGGACCAAAAGGAAAAAUGGCAAUUCGGCCCCGAAGGACGUGGCGGCUGACGUGCUAUCCCCAACCAGUGCAGUCUCUGUGUCCACAGACACAAGCGAGUCUGAAAAUAAAGCGCCUGAGAUUAUUUUCUACAUCUCAGACACCACCGACUGUUCCUUGACUUUGGAUUGCUCAGAAGGAAAUGACCCCAAAACUGGAAGCAGUGGAUCCAAAGAGGGGAAAACGGUGAACGGCUCCAUGUCUUCUGGUACUGGGGACACGGAGGGAGACCCCAGCAGGAGCAGAGCUCCCUCCACCUCAAGUUUCAGUCCCAUCGGGGAAGACUGUGCUUCUGCCGCUGGGAAGAAUGAACCUAGCUACAAAUGUGGCCUCCCCAAGGAUAAAGGAGUCAAGGGGAAAGAGUUAGCCCCCAAGAGAAAUUCCCUGAAAGACACACCUUCCAGUGCCUCCAAACCUUCCAGUGUCCGGCGGAGCCUGGGGCCUUCUUCCAAGACUGUGCGGACCCUGAAUGCCUCUGAGAAUGAGAGUAUGCGCAAGGUGGUUCCCAUCAACAAAACCUCCCGAGGUUCGGGAAGCUGGAAGCGGCCUGAAUUGGGAGUGGCCCGGGCAACCCCCCGGGAGGCCGCCAGCGGCCCCGAAGUUCGAAUGUCCCGCCGGAGCUCCGUCCGAGGCACCGCGGACACGUCCCCCCGAAGGCCUUCCGGCGUGGCCGUGGCCGCUGCCGUCGCAGCCGAGGAGCAGAGGCUGCGGAGAGGAAGUGUGUUCUCCAGCAGCACCCGUUCGGGAAAGGACUCUCCCUUGCAAUCCAAGCCCUCCCUCAAGAAACCCAGCGCCAAACCGAUCAGAAAUCUCCCCAAGUCAAAGGUGGACGAAACCAAGGUCUGCCGGACUAAUCCUCAGGAGUCGGAGGAGGCCGAGGAAGUGCCCAAGCCCCCCCCGCCCAUCCCCGCCCCCCGGGUGCCGCCCUCCAUCCCAAGCUUUGCCAGGAACACCGUGGCCUCCUCGUCCAGGAGCUUGAAAAGGGACUCGUCGCCUCCUACUUCCAAGGUACCCGGCAUGACCCGAGCAGCUUCCCAGAAGCAGCUGAAGAUGAAGACAACUUGGGAAGAUACCCAGGCCAGGAAUGGGGGUACUUUGAGGAGAACCAGCAGUGUAAGAAAUGCCCCCAAGUGCCCAUCACCUGGUGAGAACUCCAGCAGCAAAGAGGAAGGCUCUUUGAAAGGGAAAGGCCCGGGGGAGAAAUCUCUUAAGCGAAAGGAUUCCACUAGGACCACCUUGGGGAAAAUUCUCAAUCCGUUAUGGAAAUGAAGAGGGUCUUUUCUCCUUGAGAGCCCCCCUCUGGGCUUAUAGGCUGUUUGAACAGAUUUUGGCAGUGGGAUGUCAACCGUGGACAUCUUCCUUCCACAUGACCCAGGAUCUAGGCUGGCAUGGAAGUCUGUUUUACAGUUUCUAAAGGGUCAGCCUCCUCCAAGGACCAAGCACCGUGUUGGUUCUCCGCUCUCCGUCCCGUGGUAAAAGAACAAUAUGAAUGUAUGGAUUUGAUGCUGCUGUGAUGGAGCUGAGGGCCUGGUACCCAACUGGACCGUUGGUGCGGGUGCAAGUAAUCAAAUGCUCCACCUCUCCAAAAGAGAGAGAGAACUUUGAAAUAUAAGAAGAACUUCUUAUAUAAAAAGUUUAAAAAAAAAAAAAAAACUUUUGGCCAGUUUUUAUAUGACAAAGACUUAUUUUAUAAGGUGAAAAAAGUUAACUUCUCAGUUUCCUUUUCUGAGUAAUUUUACUCCUAAGGAACCAUACAGGGGGAAAAAAUGACCUUAAUAUGAAAAUCUUUACUGUCUUCCUUUAACUUUGUGCCUCUUAGAGUCCUUUUGCUGGCAAUAGGACCUUUUGGCCUGCAAACCCCAAAGCUGACGCUUCAUGUUGGCUUCUUGACAAAUCCACAGCAUGGCUACAGUUCCAUGGGCAUGGGUCCAGGCGUGGUUCUGGUGCAUGUAUGUUUAUGUAUGUAUGUGUGAGAGAGAAGAAUCAUAUGGAUAGGGAAAAGGGAGAAACGCCUCUGCUGGACAGAAAGCCAUUCCUUCCUGGGGCUGCUGUUUCCCCUAUUUAAACAUUGAGGUUGGUGGGAAAACAGACACGCGAGUGUUGGGCAGGCCCGGCCUCUCUGGGGUAAAGUCCGUGGCUCGUGUUUGGAUGAGUGGCCGUCAUGUGCACAAUCGCCACCUGCUUUUCCAAAAGUGCCCUGGGUUUAAGACAUUCAGAGAUCCAGACCUGGCAGGGGUUAGUAGUUAACUCAGUGCUAAUUAAAGACUGACUGACUCUCCUGUCCCCUCCCCAGUUUGUUCAUCUGCUGUCAUUAUGUGAAUGCUGCUACAGUUUGUGUAAACUUCGAUUAGAGAAAUGGGAAAAUCCUUUCUUGUCUGUCCAGUCUUCCUUUUUCUGUGUUCACAUGGAAAGAGAUGGCUUUAUGAGUUAAGCAUCUUGUUUUUGGUAUGGUUUUUGAAAGAGGCUGAACUUGGAUUUAAAAGAGAAAACAAAAACCAACUUUUUGAUAGGUGAACAGCGCUUUUAAUAGAAUUUUUAUCGGCAGGGACAAAAAAGGAGGGGAAUAAAAUCAGGCUUCAUAUAUCAUGAAAGAUUUAGGCCUUCACCAGCUUUACCAAAUGCUCCUUUCCCAUUUCCCUUUGAGAGUAAUUUAUCUCAAUAGAGACCUACAGGUAAUUCUUAUUUUUAAUUUUAUUUUUUUUAAUAUUGUCUUUUUAUUUACUUACUAGUGAAAUCUUAUUUUCUAUCCAACAGUGGCAAGUGGUGAACAGCUAUUGACUAAACAACAUUGUUACUCAUUCCCCCCUCCAGGAAUGUGUUACCGGCCAAAAUGAAUUUUAUUACCUUUUAUACUUCCAUAAACCAGCCAAGUGGGACAGAAUGAACUUUGUGAAUUAAGUUAGGUGACUGACCACCAGACUUAAAGAAAAAAAAGACAGUCCCAUUGAAAUCCCUUUAUUCUCUGGGGCUUGCUUUUAAGAUUCAACCCAGAACAUCUGAAAGUAUGCGCCUUAAAGAAAAAAGCUAAAUAGAAAGAAUACACUUCUAAAAACAGAUUUUGCUUGAAAAUCUUAAAAACUUUUUGGAACUUCCCAUGCUUGGACUUCCUGUGUAAUGGGGUCUUAUUUAGUCUUGUUUAUCUUCUAUGUGUUCAUCUGCAGGAGCAGGUGGUUGAUUUUUAUUACCUUUUAUUGGUAGUAAGCUUGGAAAAAAAAUAAUUUAAGUGAGUUUCAGAACAUGUAAAUAAGUUUCUAUAUAAAUUUGUGUAAGAUGAAUUGAAUGUAUUUAAUGGACCCAUUUAUAUGUUCUUCAGCAUCAUGUAGUUUAAUAAAGUCCCUGUUUAUGGGA
This is a messenger RNA of Sarcophilus harrisii (Tasmanian devil), 6073 nucleotides long. RefSeq names its product FH2 domain containing 1 (gene FHDC1). The transcript is spliced from 12 exons. Bases 542 to 3994 code for a protein of 1150 amino acids. Lineage: Eukaryota; Metazoa; Chordata; Mammalia; Dasyuromorphia; Dasyuridae. The record is from RefSeq and is a predicted model, not a curated record. Gene Ontology annotation, molecular function: actin binding; microtubule binding. Gene Ontology annotation, cellular component: actin filament; cytoplasm. Gene Ontology annotation, biological process: actin filament polymerization.